UAUGGUUUGUUACCGCCGUUUUUCACCAUUGCUACCACCCAUCUCGUCCCUGUGCAGUAUACAGUGUUGGGGGACGGGUGCUGCGCCAAACCAAUUGAAGCCUCUACGCAUUACUCUAUUUCUUCCUUUCCUUUGCUCUCUCUCUCUCUCUCUCUCUAACAUUGAUUCUAGGAUCCUAAUCUCUAAUCUCUAAAUCUUUCAAUCUUAAUCUUUUCUAACUGAUGCAAAUACUUCCUGUUGAAUUUUUAUCCAACCACUAUCUGGUCCUCUCCUUCCUCCUGAUUUAGAGGGACCAAUGGGGAAAAGAGUUAAGAAAAAGAGCCGUUCACAGCAGAAGGAUAAGCAUGUUACAGCCCAUUCUCCUAAAAUUGCACCUCAACAAAUCAAUCCUAGUGUUGAUACCAUUGAUGAUGGAAUUACAAUAUUGAAAGUGAGAAAACCAUGUGCCCACCUUGAAAAGGGUUUUAAUCUAAACAAAUUUUCUGAGAAACUAGGGUCUUCAGAUCCUUUACGGUGCGAGGAUUGUCGUGAGGGUGUGGCUGAUAAGAGAGGGGCAAAGGGAAAAGGCAAACAUGGCAAGAAGAAAGCAUCAACCGAUUCAAAAUGUGAGUCGAGAGCCAUUUGGGUUUGUUUAGAGUGUGGGCAUUGUGCCUGUGGAGGGGUUGGUUUGCCAACAAUUCCCCAAACUCAUGCAGUUCGGCAUGCUAGACAAACCCGUCACCCAUUGGUGAUCCAAUGGGAAAACCCUCAUCUCCGUUGGUGCUUCCCAUGUAAUACUCUAAUUCCUGUUGAGACAAUAGAAGAAAAUGGUGAAAAAAAAGAUGCAUUAUUUGAUGUUGUAAAAUUAAUCAAGACACAAUCAUGUGAACAGUCUUCAGUGGAUGUUGAAGAUGUUUGGUUUGGAGGUGGCAGUGUGGCAAGUGAAAUCAAAGCAGAAAGCAUUACAUCAAGCAGCUUAGAGGGAAGAGGCAGUUACAUGGUAAGAGGCCUGGUUAAUCUUGGGAACACUUGCUUCUUUAAUUCAGUGAUGCAGAAUCUAUUAGGUAUGAAUAAGUUGCGAGAUUUCUUCUUCAAUCAAGAUGCAUCUUUUGGGCCACUCACUAUUGCUUUGAAAACGCUCUAUGAUGAAACAAAACCAGAGACCGGUUUAAAGAAUGUGAUCCAUCCAAGAUCCCUUUUUGGGUGUAUCUGUUCAAAAGCUCCUCAGUUUAGGGGAUACCAGCAGCAAGACAGUCAUGAAUUGUUGCAUUGUUUACUUAAUGGGUUGUCCGCCGAAGAGUUGGCUGCGAAAAAGCGAAUAAAUACUUCAAAUGGAAUUUCCUUGAAACAUGACCCUACCUUUGUGGAUUCUCUAUUUGGGGGUCGAAUUUCUAAUACUGUAUCUUGUAUUGAAUGCGGGCACUCCUCAACUGUGUAUGAGCCGUUUUUAGAUCUUUCUCUAUCAGUUCCAACCAAGAAACCUCCAUCUAAAAAGAUACAACCAGUUUCUAGACCAAAGAAAACAAAGCUGCCACCAAAGAGAGGGGGGAGGAUUCGAGGAAAAGCUAACAAAGACACAGAUUCAGUGUCAGCACAAAGUAUUUCAAACCCCUCAGCUAGCAACGAGUACUCUAACCAAGCACAUGCAACUGUACCUCAUGCAGAAAAUGGGGUGACUUCUUCAGGUGAUGCUGCGGGUUCAGAGUCUGUAUGCUUAAUUCCUGCACCUGGUAAAAGUGGGUUAGCCUCACAGAGUUUCUCAGGUGCCCCAAAUACUGAAAAUGAGCAAGUUGUUGAGCUGACAGCAGCUUCAUUUGAGGACUUCACCUGGAUGGAUUAUCUUGAAUCUGAAACUAUACCAGAUGAGUGUGAUUUGACUUCGCAAAAUAAUGAUGUUUCAACUAGUCAGUAUUCGGGAAAUAUGAUUCCAAAUGAUGACUUAAUGGAGAAUAGUCAGGUAUGUUCUGUUGCUGGGGAACCACAUCUAAAACCAGAUACUUCUGUGAAUCCUUGGGAAGAUGAGGUCCCAUUAGAGGUUAGAAGCUCAGAAGUUCUGCUGCUUCCAUGCAAAGAGGAGAAUUUUACUGAUGGGGAGAUAAUUAAGGUAGAAGGUCAGGCUUCCUCCAGUGUUGUGGGCUGGAGACAAGAUGAAGUGGACUUUGAUGGCUUUGGCGAUUUAUUCAAUGAGCCUGAGGUUUCUCAAGGACCAGUUGCAGGUCCCUCGUUAGACAAUGAAUCUGCAGGACCUGGCUUUACAGCAGCAAACAGCAGUGAGUCUGAUCUGGAUGAAGUUGAUAAUAGCGAUUCUCCAGUGUCUGUUGAGAGUUGUUUGGCUCAUUUUAUAAAGCCAGAGCUUCUUUCUGAUGAUAAUGCUUGGGAAUGUGAGAACUGUUCAAAAACCCUGCAAAGGUUGGAAGCCAAGAAAAAACAAGGUAAAACUGUAUUACAAACUAAGAUAAAUGGAGGUGAGACUCGAUUCCAAAGUCAUCCACCAAAUGUAGACAAUGGGGUCUUAUGUAGUACAGAAGUCAGAAACCUUCAUAAUGGAGAUAUUAAUACCAAUGCUUUUCUUAACUCCACGGGUAAUGGCUUGGUUUCAGAUAAUGGAAAAUUUGAUUUCUCUAAUCAAAAUUGCAUAGAAACUGAAGUUAGUCAAAUGAAUGGCCUAAAACCAAUUGUUUCUCAAAGUGAAGAAGUGAAGGGUGAGAUGACUGUUGCUCUUGCGGGGCAAUCUCAUUCUUCUGCUUACUAUGAAUCAUGUAGUCAAGAAAGUUUCAGUUGUCCAGCUAUUGAUUCUUCUAGUGUUGAUGAGCCAAGUAGCUCUGGAUAUGCAACUGCUAAAGAUCCGCUGGGUGAUCCCCAGAUCUCUGGAAAUUAUGGAGCUGAUGAAGAUGAAAAUGGGGAAGGAACUUACAGAAAAGUGAAAGUGAAGAGGGAUGCGACUAAGAGAGCCCUCAUUGAUAAAGCCCCACCUAUUUUGACCAUUCAUCUAAAGAGGUUCAGCCAUGAUUCUCGCGGUCGUUUAAGUAAAUUAAAUGGCCAUGUCAAUUUUGGAGAUGUACUUGAUCUAAGGCCUUAUAUGGAUCCCAGGUGUGCAGACGGAGAGAAAUAUGUAUAUCGACUGCUUGGGGUAGUGGAGCAUUUGGGAACAAUGAGAGGAGGUCACUAUGUCGCUUAUGUGAGAGGAGGUGAGAAAAGCAAAGGCAAGGCAGUAAAUGAAAAUGAGGGCUCUAUGUGGCAUCAUGCCAGUGAUGUCUUUGUGCGUGAGGUUUCCUUGGAAGAAGUUCUUCACUGCGAGGCCUACAUCUUAUUCUAUGAGAAAAUCUGAUAUUCUCAAUUUCUUACAUUGCUUCGUUUUCCCAAUACAUUUGAUUCUUCUUUGAGACAGUGUGGGGUCGACUAGCAACCCCCAGUUGGGGGGUGGGUGGGGGGAGGGGGGAGGGAGAGAGAGAGAGAGAGAGAGAGGUGUUAAAUAGAGAAGAGGUGACUGUACAACAAUCAUCUUAUGUUUCAUACCCAUUUUUUGACAUGUAAUGAUAUCUGAUAUGUACAUUUGUGAAAUUACAUCACGAGAAAAUUUAUAUUUUCCCCCUU
This is a messenger RNA of Hevea brasiliensis (rubber tree), 3573 nucleotides long. Its product is annotated as ubiquitin carboxyl-terminal hydrolase 2. Bases 296 to 3307 code for a protein of 1003 amino acids. Gene Ontology annotation, molecular function: zinc ion binding; cysteine-type deubiquitinase activity; cysteine-type endopeptidase activity. Gene Ontology annotation, biological process: protein deubiquitination. The record is from RefSeq and is a predicted model, not a curated record. NCBI's taxonomy places the organism in Eukaryota, Viridiplantae, Streptophyta, Magnoliopsida, Malpighiales, Euphorbiaceae. Gene Ontology annotation, cellular component: cytosol; nucleus. The transcript has 3 exons.